Messenger RNA from Stereum hirsutum FP-91666 SS1, 432 nucleotides. RefSeq names its product clathrin coat assembly protein ap17. The transcript has 6 exons. Gene Ontology annotation, biological process: clathrin-dependent endocytosis; protein transport. Gene Ontology annotation, cellular component: intracellular membrane-bounded organelle; AP-2 adaptor complex. The record is from RefSeq and is a predicted model, not a curated record. The coding region runs from base 1 to 432 and encodes 143 amino acids. Lineage: Eukaryota; Fungi; Basidiomycota; Agaricomycetes; Russulales; Stereaceae. Gene Ontology annotation, molecular function: clathrin-cargo adaptor activity.
AUGAUCAGGUUCAUUCUCGUACAGAACCGGCAAGGGAAAACACGGCUGUCGAAGUGGUACGUUCCCUACGAUGACGAAGAGAAGGUACGGCUACGAGGUGAAGUCCAUAGAUUAGUCGCACCAAGAGACCAGAAGCAUCAAUCCAACUUUGUCGAGUUCCGAAACUACAAGGUCGUAUACCGUCGUUACGCCGGUCUCUUCUUCUGCGUCUGCGUUGAUGCGAAUGACAAUGAGCUUGCGUACUUGGAGGCAAUCCAUCUAUUUGUGGAGAUCCUAGACUCUUUCUUCGAUAAUGUCUGUGAGCUUGACCUUGUCUUCAACUUCUACAAGGUCUACGCCAUCCUCGACGAAAUCUUCCUCGCCGGCGAAGUCGAAGAAACGAGCAAAGACGUCGUCCUCUCCCGUCUCGAACAGCUCGAGAAACUCGAAUGA